AUGGCCUCGUUGCAAUCCACCCGGUCCGCCUGGACCUCUUGCUCUCGUUGCGUCUCGGCCUCUCGCUCGAGCGCCCUCAACCUCGGCAGCCUCGCCGCAUCGCUGCCGUCGACGUCGUACCAGCCGAGCAGCUCGUCGUUCCACACGUCGGCGCCCGCGUCGGAAUCGCGCAAGAAGCGGACCGCCCGGUUGAAGCGCAAGAACAACCUCGACCAGCGCAUGCUCAAGGUGCGCAUGCUCGAGUCGUCGAAGCCGGACCCAGUGCUCGGCCACCAGCUCGACGAGGCGGGCCAGAAGGUGUGGGAAGGAAGCGAGCUGGCGCGCCUCAUCCUCGACAAGGAAGAAGUGUGGGGCGUCAAGGAGGACCGACGGGGCAACCUCGUCUCGACAAAGGCCAAGCCCAAAACCCUCGAGAGCGCCUACGACCGCGCCGAGCGGCUCGAGGCCGAGGCCUUUGGCGGCCCGCGCCGCCUCAACUUUGGCCUCGACGCAAGCGACCGCCAGCUCCUCUUCCAGUCGCUGCCCACCAUCAUGGUCAAGGACCGCAUCCUCGACUCGGCCAACCUCGGCGUCAUUAUGAAGGGCACGCCCAACCCGGCCGACGUCGGCGCGUUCGAGGACGAGUACACCCGCGUCAUCCAGGAGGAGCAGUCCGCCUCGACGAUCCUCUCGCGCGUCCUCGACCUGAGGAACGCCAGCGGCAAGGGCAUCCAGGUCGAAAACAUCCGCCGUAUCGUCAACCACUUUGGCCAGCGCGAAAAGAUGGAGCAGCUCGGCAAGGGCGUCGACACCGGCAGCGCCGAGGUGCAGGCUGCCGUACUGACCUACCGCAUCCGCAACCUCGCAUCGCACCUGCAAGCGGCACGCCACGACAACUCGAACCGGCGGGCAAUGACGCUGCUGGUCCAGCAGCGCGCCAAGAUCCUCAAGUACCUCAAGCGCCAGAGCCCAGCACGCUACCACGCCAUCCUCCCGCGCAUCGGCAUCGAGGCGCGCGCCGUCGAGGGCGAGAUUGUCGUCCCGGGCAAGCCCAAGAUUGCCACGGCCUGA
Pseudozyma flocculosa PF-1 is the source of this 1050-nucleotide messenger RNA. RefSeq lists its product as uncharacterized. The coding region runs from base 1 to 1050 and encodes 349 amino acids. Gene Ontology annotation, biological process: translation. Lineage: Eukaryota; Fungi; Basidiomycota; Ustilaginomycetes; Ustilaginales; Ustilaginaceae. The record is from RefSeq and is a predicted model, not a curated record. Gene Ontology annotation, molecular function: structural constituent of ribosome. Gene Ontology annotation, cellular component: ribosome. The transcript has 3 exons.